AUGCAAGGAACGGGUAAGACUGAAAAUACACUUGGUGAGAAAAGUCUAUAUGAGAAAAACUCCAACAGUAAAUCAAGCUGUAACGAAUGUGAAAGAGAUUCACUUGCUUUAGUGAAUUCAAUACCGAUACUUAAUCGAAAUAUACCAUCGCAAUCAAAAUAUGUUUCACUUCCUGUUGAAGAACGACAACGAAAUGAUGAGACAGAUGCAGAAAGGGCGUAUGCAGAAAUUUUAAAAUAUUGUCAAAUGACAAAAAUUCAUUUUGUUGAUGAUUCAUUUCCUCCUAUUUUACGUUCAGUUGGGAAUGAAGGGUUAAAUGUUAAAGUUUUACAAUGGUUAAGAAUACGCGAUAUUGCACCAAGUUUGUUGGACGAUAGUCAAUUUAAAUGGUCAGUCAUGUUAAAAGAUCCAAAUUCAUCAGAUAUACAACAAGGACAACUUGGCGAUUGUUGGUUAAUGGCUGCUUUGGCUUUAAUUACAGAACGUCCAGCGAUGCUUCAACAUAUACUGUUAACAAAAGAAGUAAAUAAUGAAGGAAUUUAUUUAAUUCGAUUGUGUAAAAAUGGACAAUGGGUGACUGUUAUGGUCGAUGAUUGCUUUCCUUGUACAUCAGGGAAAAUAUUAGCAUUUACCCAAGCUAAACGACGACAAUUAUACGUUCCAUUAAUUGAAAAAGCAUGUGCGAAAAUAUUUGGUUCAUAUUCCAAUCUAAUCGGUGGUCAGACGUCGGAAGGAUUACUAUUGCUUACCGGUGCGCCUUGUAAUCAUAUACAUUUAGAAAACCACUAUACAACUAAUCACAAUGGAGGAGAACAAAUAGAUUCGGAUGUAUUAUGGGCAAAAUUAUUGAGUGCAUGUGAAUUCGAUUUGUUAAUUGGUGCAUCAACUGGACGAAGUGAUAUAUCAAAUGAUGAAUAUACACAUAUUAAAAUUCAUGGUAAUCAUGCAUUUUCUAUAUUAAAAGUUUAUUCAUUAUCUCAUGACGAACGUUUUGUACUUGUUCGUGAUCCACACAGUUGUACAAGAUAUGAGGAUAAAUACAUAACACGUGAAACACUCAAUCUUUUGCAAGCGUUUCAUCGAGGUGAACGUCGUUCUGGCUCAUUUUGGAUGUCAUGGCGAAUAUUUUUAAAAUAUUUUUCAACAAUUACGAUCUGUCAAUGGCGUUCAGAUCUGUUCGAUGUACGAUCGGAUGGUCAAUUUACGACGGAUGCUAGUCAACCAAUAAAUGCCUAUUAUUUUUAUAUAAAAACAACGACACAAAUUAACAUUAGUUUAGUUUAUCAUAAACAAGAUCGAAAACAACGUACGUGUCAUAUACAAACAUUUUUAUUAUGUGAUAUUAAUUCGACAACGGGAAAAAUAGGUGCAAUAACAGCAAUUAUAAGAAGUAGAAGAGGUGGCUUUACCUACUGGAAUGGUUCACUAAGAGACGGUAGUUACAUGUUAAUUCCAUUUUCCACAAGUUUUUGGUCAAACAAACAUCAUAUAUCUUCAUUAAAAUAUACAGUCGUUAUUCAUUCAUCAAAUCUAUUGGAUUUGACGCAUAUUGAAGAACCAGUCACAUUGUUGGCAGAUUGUUUAAUUGCUGCCGUUAUUAAAAACUGCAGAAAACCAAACAUGGGCAAAGAUUACAAUUAUUAUCAAAUAGAUCGUCAUCUUGAUUGUAUUCCAUUUGUAGCUGAAAAUUGUUCUUAUCAUCAAUAUUUAAAUGUUAGUAUUGAUAUCGAGGAGGCUAGACGAGUGCGAAGUUCAAGGCAAACAUUUUUAACUGUUGAUUCAUUACCGCCACGUACACGUCAAAUUGUAUUUCUUAUCGAAUGGAAAAAUCAGUUGAAUGAAUCAUCAAAUAUGAAUUAUUCAAUUCAAAAUCAUUUUAAUCAUAAACGUUCAGAAAUUUUACCUCAUCUAAUGAAUAUUGAUUUUCAUCAACCACGACCAAUUUUUUGA
Messenger RNA from Didymodactylos carnosus, 1950 nucleotides. Lineage: Eukaryota; Metazoa; Rotifera; Eurotatoria; Philodinida; Philodinidae. The record is from the annotation of a GenBank genome assembly.